GUUGGAUCUGCCUACUUGGAGUAUAGAUAAUCUCAAAAGUAUAGCCAUUCAACAGAGGUUACCUCGACCAAGGAGCUUAGCUUGGAGCAUCCUAUUGAAUGCUUUACCACCACCAAAUGCAGAUAUUGUCUCAAGUUUAAAGGCUCAUCGAAAUUUAUACAAUGACUUGAAGGAAAAACUAUCGAUGGACCCCAGGGCGGUCAUUGGCGACGAUCCACUUUCUCAGAAUGAAGAGAGCGUAUGGAAACAGCAUUUCUGUGAUAAUGAGCUCAAAACUUUGAUACUACAAGACGUUGUCAGGACAUUUCCCGAGGAGGUUUACUUCAGGGACAAAGAAGUACAUGAUAUGAUGGUUCGUGUGCUGUUCUUCUGGGCGCGUUCCCACUCUAACGUGGGAUACAGGCAAGGCAUGCACGAGAUACUGGCCCCAUUACUGUUUGAGCUGCAUGCAGAUAGAACAUUCGCCCCCAAGGAUCUGGGAGAGAAGUUACAAUACAUCCUAAAGGAAGACUGCCUAGAACAUGACAGUUUCAUGCUUUUCACUGCAAUAAUGAAAGGCUUGGAAAAGUUCUAUACGACGGGAGACGUCGUGCCAUCCUCGUGUGGGACGCUGCCCACGGCAAAAGUAACUCACAAUCCCAACGAAGUUAUAAGAUAUUUGGACAAUGUCCGAGAAGAGUUCCUGGUUCCGUUAGAUUUGGAGUUAGCCACACAUUUGUUCGAGUGCAAUAUAUCCAUGGAGCUGUUCGGAAUCCGAUGGCUUCGGUUACUCUUCGGUAGAGAGUUUCCCCGCUCCGAGAUCCCCAACUUGUGGGGAUUUUUGUUCUCGGAUGGACCAAUGUUACCCAACCUGCACUUCGUCAUAGUAGCCAUGUUAAUUUCUAUGAGAAAUACACUGCUCGACCCGGAUCCAGGAGUGAUCUUGUCAGCGUUGAUGCGACCGGUGUAUUUAUGCGUAGGAUACGUGUGUGCGCUGUCACUGCACCUAAGGGAGCCUUUAGAACAUCCGCGUCCGCCCACACCACAUAGACCCGUACUGCCACAGAACCACUCGGUGGAGAACCAGGUGCAGCGCUGGCACCUGGAGGAGAGCGGCGCGGAGCUGGACUCGGGGUCGGAGGGCGUGGCCGAGGGCGCGGACGUGGCGCGCGAGCUGGCGGCGCUCGGCCUCCUGCGCGCGCAGCUGCCCCGCGCCGCCGCCGCGCUCGCCGCCGCCCUGCCGCGCCCCCCGCCACACGUGCAGCAGCCGCUGCAGCAGAUACUGCAGUUGGCAGCCCUGGUUCAGUGCCGCAACCACGCGCUGAUAGACGUCGAAACUGCGCUAGAAGCCGCCGAAGGUCAAACAAACGAAAAGUUGGGGAAGCGGCUACUCGUCCCCGUCGCCGUGAUGAACAAACGUAGCACAUCACAAGUGAUGAAACCAGUGGUGAAGAAAGUGAAGGAAGUGCCCUUGAAGCUGUUCCACCAAGGUGAAAGUGUUGGUAGUGACUUGCCUUAUUUAGACCCUCUUAGGUUACGGACAGAAUGA
Molecule: messenger RNA, 1528 nt
Organism: Arctia plantaginis
Lineage: Eukaryota; Metazoa; Arthropoda; Insecta; Lepidoptera; Erebidae
Source: the annotation of a GenBank genome assembly